Messenger RNA from Chaetomium strumarium, 1354 nucleotides. RefSeq lists its product as uncharacterized. The coding region runs from base 280 to 1323 and encodes 347 amino acids. The transcript is spliced from 4 exons. Lineage: Eukaryota; Fungi; Ascomycota; Sordariomycetes; Sordariales; Chaetomiaceae. The record is from RefSeq and is a predicted model, not a curated record.
AAUGGGCUGAAGGCAGAAUCGAUAGCGGCUUUCCGCCUGGGAUCCAUUCAAUAGCGACGUGUCUAGGCUCAGUCUUGAGUCUAUGAGUACUAUGUAGCUGAUGCGCAAGGGGCUCAUCUGUCGCUGGUGAUAAAUACUAGUGCAAUGGGGUCACCUCAGUCAACUCUGAGAGGCUUUUCCCUCUCGAUCUUCUCCUCCGUCAACGUUCGCCUUUCCCGGGCACUUUCCGACCAUUAUUACACUCGUUUUCGCCUCCGAUCAUUGCCACGGUCCUGAAGGAUGAGGCCCUCCACGUUGUGCAUCGGCGCCGGCAUACUGCCUGGCCUCGCUGCUGCUGGCUGCGUCUCGUCGUGCGGCUCCCCAAAGUGUCUUGCCGCUGUCGGCGCUGAUCCUGCCGUUGGAGAGUCGUUCUGCUCUUCGUGGCUGUCACUGGCGCCCGCCAUGACAACCGUCACCGAGUUCGAGACUGUCACGUCAACCCAAGUUGGAGUUGAGACGGCCUUGACGACACUCACGCUUACCACGGGGACGACUACCGUGACUGGCAGCGACGUUUCAACCGUGUUCCUGAAGAAGCGAGCUCCGACCAUCACCGUAACCGAUCUCGACCCGACCUCUUCGCCCGAUCCGGUCGAGGCCAUUGUCUCGAAGUGCGCAUCCAACGAUAAUCGCAUCAGCAGAGCCUGCAGCUGCUUCAUGUCAACGGCGACUUUGUCCACCGUAACCGUGGUCGAGACGGCUGUCUCCACCGCCGUUGUCGAGGCGAGCAGCACCGUCGUCACCACAAUCACUACCAACGUCGAGGCAACCGUCUCGGUGGCGGCGCCUACGGUCACCAUCCCCGCGAAUAUUGUCCCCAACGGCGGCUUCGAAGAUUAUACAACAACCGGCAAUUUGCUUCCAUGGAUCGAGACCGUCACCGGGGGUAAUGCCAGAGUGGAGCCUAUCUAUCCCAUCAGCGUUUGCGGGCCGAAUGGUGACUGCCCUGGCGGCCAGGUUAUCCUCCGCAUAUACCCGCCCAGUGUUGGCAGCGGAUACACAGGCAUUCGCCAGACAUUUGACGGGCGCCCGUCGACCACCUAUAAUGUCUCCUUUCUCUAUCGCUGCCUCAACUACGAUACGCAAACGAAUAUUCAGGUCUUGUACGCGGGGGCUCUCGCCGGCUCCGUCAAAUGUCCCAGCGGCAAUUUCAUACGCGCCAACGGCAUCCAGUUCACCACAGACUCUACCGGCAGGGCAGAGUUUGAGGUCCGCUUCUUUAACCCCACCAACCUGCCGUACCUGUACUUUUACACCGACGACUUUAAAGCCAUCGCCGCUUAGGCGGAUCUUUGGUUUGUCAACGAUGACGUGU